This is a messenger RNA of Linum tenue, 2299 nucleotides long. The record is from the annotation of a GenBank genome assembly. NCBI's taxonomy places the organism in Eukaryota, Viridiplantae, Streptophyta, Magnoliopsida, Malpighiales, Linaceae.
CUCCAUUUCCUCGCCUUCUCGAUUCCGCCGGCGACUCUGGCGCGCUUAGCUCUGCGCUUCCGCACGACGCCGGCGCUAUUUAACAGCCACUUUCCGUUCAACCGACGCUUUCGUGCGUUAUUCACAAUGGCUUCUUCCUUGGCACCCCCUCCGGGCCAAUCCGCUGCCGUGCAACCGGGUCGGAUCCGGGUCCUCAAAGAAGGAUCGGCGAAGCAAAUGGGUCCUGUUGUGUACUGGAUGUUCAGGGAUCAACGCCAUAGGGACAACUGGGCUUUGAUACACGCUGUUGAUCAGGCGAACAAGCGGAAUGUCCCCGUGGCGGUUGCUUUUAAUCUGUUUGAUCAGUUUUUGGGGGCAAAGGCUAGACAAUUAGGGUUUAUGCUGAAGGGUUUGCGGCAGGUUCAAGUGGAUAUUGAAGAGAAGCUUCAAAUCCCGUUCUUUUUGUUCCGGGGAGAAGCUGAAGAAAAUGUGCCAAAGUUCUUAGAGGAGUGUGGUGCAUCACUUUUAGUGACUGAUUUCUCACCUUUAAGGGAAAUUCGCAAGUGUAAAGAAGAGAUCCUGAAGAGAGUGAGCGAUUCGGUGACAAUUCACGAAGUUGAUGCGCACAAUGUGGUGCCACUAUGGGUAGCGUCGGAGAAGUUGGAGUACAGUGCUAGGACCAUACGGACCAAGAUAACGAAAAGGUUACCAGAGUAUCUCAUUGAUUUCCCUGUGUUACUUCCACCAAAAGCUAAGUGGGUUGCUGCCAAAGAUCAAACUGCUGUGGAUUGGGAUAAUAUCAUCCUUGAGGUUUUGAGGAAAGGAGCCGAAGUCCCAGAAAUUGAAUGGUGCAUACCAGGAGAAGAUGCUGCAAUGGAAGUAUUGAUGGGGUCUAAAGAUGGUUUCUUGACCAAAAGGUUAAAGUUGUAUUCUAGUGAUCGGAAUAACCCGUUAAAACCUAAAGGACUCUCUGGGUUAUCUCCAUAUCUUCAUUUUGGACAAAUAUCUGCUCAGAGGUGCGCCCUAGAGGCACAUAAAGUGAAGCUGCGGAGCCCCCAGUCGGUCGAUGCAUUUUUGGAGGAGCUUAUCGUGCGCAGAGAACUUGCUGAUAACUAUUGCUACUACCAGCCGCACUAUGAUUCACUGGCAGGGGCAUGGGAAUGGGCAAGGAAGACCUUGCAGGAUCAUGCUACUGACAAGAGGGAGCAUGUCUACUCGUUGGAACAGCUAGAGAAGGCAAAGACAAGUGAUCCUCUUUGGAAUGCUUCUCAACUGGAGAUGGUCGUAUAUGGAAAGAUGCAUGGAUUCAUGAGGCAAGCAACCUCUUCCUUUUUAUCAUUCUUUAACACUUGUUGCAUUGAUCUUUUAGCAACAAUUGGAGGCAGUGCUGUACCAUCCUGACCAGAAUUGUGUCACUAGCUGCUGUCUUUUUUAUUUUUCUCAUGAUGCUAGGAGGCCAGAACUGAAAUUUAUUUCCAUUCAUCAUUUAAAGCGCGAUUAGAUACAAUCGAUGCAGAAUGUAUUGGGCCAAAAAGAUACUGGAAUGGACAAAAGGACCAGAAGAAGCCCUGGCAGUUGCAAUACAUUUAAAUAACAAGUACGAGAUAGAUGGAAGGGAUCCAAAUGGAUACGUUGGUUGCAUGUGGUCAAUAUGCGGUGUUCAUGAUCAGGGUUGGCGGGAGAGAUCUGUUUUCGGAAAAAUACGGUACAUGAACUAUGCUGGUUGCAAAAGGAAAUUUGACGUCGAUGGUUACGUUUCUUACGUGAAGAGGCUGGUUGGUGAAGUGAAGAAGAGGAAAGCAGAGUCUGAACUUUCCAGAAAUGCCAAGGAACUGUGUCGUUAGCCUUUGGCUUCUUCCUUAGUCGGCACCUGCCAGACUCUCCUUCUGGUUUCUGCUUUGUUGUAGUCUAACAUGCCCCUGGAAUUGUGUGGUUACACACCUGAAUGAAUGUUAAUCAACAUAUUCUCUACUCACAUUGUUUAAUUGGUGUCUGAUUAUGCAUACAGCUUGCUCGGAUUAGCGAUGUAAGACUGCAAUGGCUGUUCAUUUCUAGCUCUUGUGAUUCAUAAGACCAUCUAGUGUAUCAAUAGGCAAACAUAGUUACACAUAACGACUGAAACUAACUUUAUCGAAUACACAAAUUAGGUGGAUUCAUGUCGACGAAUCCAUGCUACACGAAUCAGGAAUCACAAGCAGUAUGUUUCUUUCCUAUUGGUUAGUAGCAAUAUAUUUAUACACAAGAACUCCUCUGGGAAUGUCUGUAUCCUGUACCUCAAAUUACAAUGAAAAUCAAUGAGAGAAAAACAGCAGAAGCUACA